Molecule: messenger RNA, 2053 nt
Organism: Puccinia graminis f. sp. tritici CRL 75-36-700-3
Lineage: Eukaryota; Fungi; Basidiomycota; Pucciniomycetes; Pucciniales; Pucciniaceae
Exons: 7
Coding region: 137-2053 (638 amino acids)
Biological process (GO): Golgi to vacuole transport; retrograde transport, endosome to Golgi; endocytic recycling
Cellular component (GO): GARP complex
Molecular function (GO): syntaxin binding
Source: RefSeq, a predicted model, not a curated record
CGAUGACGCAAGGAUUGCACUCAUUACCAAUGCCAGUGACCAUUUAACCCACCUCUCAGUGUCCUCGCCGCCAGUUUGGAAUCAGCACCGAUGUCCUCGUCCAGUGUCCUGUCUGCCCUCGGGAUCGGCACGUCUGAUGGUCUAUCACCAAGCGCACUUUCGAACCUGGUCGGAUUCAACGCUUUUUCGUGCACUACCCACACCUCGUUGUCCUCAUCAGCGUGCCCAUCGUACUCAUGCAAAACCCGCAACACCCGCAGAUUUUCCUGAGAUCGCACCACACGCUGCCCAGCUAUCCGUAGAUCUAGAACAGGCUUACGCUCUUCAAGCUCAACGGGCCGAGAAAUUGGCAGAUGAUGUCGAGCAGUUUUAUGGAAGUCGGAAAACGGAAUAUGAGGACCUGCAAGCAGAAAUCAAAGCCAGUGGAGAUCUUUUGGAUCAACUAUCCGAGCUUUUGGCACAUUUUCAGGCGGAUUUAUCAUCGGUAUCCACUUCGAUAGCCGAACUUCAAGGCCGUUCCAAGUUGAUCGAGAACCGACUAGAAGGGAGAAGAUUACUUGAACAGAAGCUUUCACCUUACAUCUCCAACACCGUCAUACCACCUUCCUUGAUUUCGACGAUCAUGAGUACCGAGCCGAGCGACACCUGGCUAACAGCGAUCAAAGAACUCGAGAUUAGAUUGGUUUCAUUACGCACGUCUUCUUUCGAGAAACGCCCGAUCGACACAUCAGACCACGUGGCUGAUAAACUCAGACUCGUGGCAGCCCACAAGAUCCGCUCCUUCUUCAUCUCCGCUCUCGCCCCUUUUCGGGCCUCGAUCACCACCAAUCUUCAAAUCACGCAGUCUUCCUUCUUACUCAAAUAUCGUCCGCUCUUCGCCUUCCUUCAGCGCCACUCAGCUCGGGUAGCCAACGAGGUCCAAAAAGCCUAUGUUGGAACUGCCCGAUGGUACUUUGAGACCAGCUUUCGUCGUUACGUUAGGGCCUUGGAGAAAAUCAAAGCUCGAGGGUGGACUAAAGUUGGUCUGGUGGGCGAUCCCCAAUCGAGUGCCACAGCCCUCGAUGAUUCUAUAAUCUCUCAAUCUAAGUUGGAUGGAGCAGACGUGGUUUUGGCAUAUUUGGCCGAAGAUCCUUCAUUUCAACAACCACCUGAGGCCUUGUUCCGAUCUUUAUCACUUGUGGCGAUAGACAAUGCGAUCUCGGAGUGGAGCUUUGCCAAUCAUUUUUUUGGCCAGCUUUCUUUGGGAACUCAACAAGUGCCAGAAUCUGGGUCGACGCUGUUCCCGAAUACCAGUAGACUAGAUCUUGGCCCUGCUUCUGUCUCAGGCAGCUCGACCCCGAUGAUCAGGAAGGGUAGUUUUGUGAGCAGCAUCGCGGAUUCGGAUAGCUACUUUACCGGCAGUCCAAGCGAAAUGAAUUCAAAUAGUGGCAUGAAUGAGCAAAAAACACAAACUGCUAUUGAUCUGGUCUUUAAACAAGUCAUUGAACCUGUGUUCGAAUAUCACAAGACAUUCACAAGCAACCUGUUAACUACGAACGACCUACCGGAUACGAACAGUAUUUAUGCGAUGAUUCAAUUGAAUGAGGGCCUACUUUCCGCGGCCAGUACGAAUUGUCCGGCAUUUGAGACGCAUCUGAUGGCGAUCAAGAUGAAGCUCUGGCCGAUCUUCCAAACGAAGAUGAACAAGGAGAUCGAGAGUGUCAGUUUACAGUCGCAAAGGAAAGAGCCCGACGUCAAACUAGUCUGUCAGAAGUAUGUCUGGUUUUUCUCGACGAUGAUCGGGAUGGAGUCCCCCAGGGAGGAUAGUAAUCCGGUCGGUACGGGCGAGGAAGGCAAGGUUAUUAACGAGUUGCUCAAGCUUAGAGAAGCCCUCGUCUCGUUUAUUCAAAAUCAUGCUCAAAAACUGUCCAGUUUAACUGACUCUUCCAGAAAGAGUUAUCUGAGUUCAAUCUAUCAAGAAAUCCAAACGGGCCUAAUGGCUUUCCCUUCUAAUCAUGUACGCAGUCAAUCCGAGGCUGCUUACUGGAGAGAAUUAGUUUGGCGUGCCAAAUAG